Messenger RNA from Ictalurus furcatus (blue catfish), 4749 nucleotides. RefSeq names its product NACHT, LRR and PYD domains-containing protein 3-like. The transcript has 11 exons. Bases 1247 to 4012 code for a protein of 921 amino acids. Gene Ontology annotation, molecular function: protein binding. NCBI's taxonomy places the organism in Eukaryota, Metazoa, Chordata, Actinopteri, Siluriformes, Ictaluridae. The record is from RefSeq and is a predicted model, not a curated record.
GUCGUGCAAGUCUUUCCAAAUCUUCAUCCAGUGACGAACUUAUUCACCCACAUGUCUGAGGCCUUCAGGUCAGCAGCUUGUAGCUCAGAAUCUCUGACGGAGACACCGGGGAUGUAACUCAGGUCGGCGCUGUCCACUGCACACUCGUGUGGAUGGGCGAUGAACUUAAAAAGACGAGUGCGCUCACGAAAUUCUCCAAAGCGCGCUUUGAAUGACUGCAGGAGAUUAGAUGUGAAGCCCGCUAGCUGCUGAAGAUCAAGAUGUUGCGCAGGGUCACUUGCUGUGCAUGCAUCUUUAAACUCUCCCAGUUUUUCAAAGUGUAGUAAACGACCUGUUUCAAUGUCGGCGAUGAAGAGUUCUAGCUUGUUUUCAAAUGCAAACACUGCUUGUUGAAGGGAUAAGACUGUAUUUCCAACGCCUUGCAUUUUCACCGUUUCAUCGAUGCAAUUUUAUCAUUGCAUAUUAGACACACUGCAGAACCUGCUCUCUCCACAAAGGCGAAUACCUCUGUCCGUUCCUGCUGAAAAGUACGAUACUCCUCAUCUUUUUUUUUUCUUUUAGCCAUCUUCUUCGAUAAAAGGGUUUCUGCAGCUAGCUGACUACUUGAUUAAAAGGAGGGAAGUUUACUUCCUGACCUCACAACGACCCGUGUACGUUACGCAUUAUCCAAUAAAAAUUUGGAGUUGUCCCGGAGGACAGCUGUGAUUGGCUCCAGCCACCCGCAACCAUGAACAUGAGCGGUAGGAAAUGAAUGGUUUGAAAUACAUGAGAAUGUUUUAUAUUUUUAACGUUAUUAUUAUUUUUAAUUAAAGAUUUGUCUGCGAGCCAGAUGCAGCCAUCAAAAGAGCCACAUCUGGCUCGCGAGCUAUAGGUUCCUGACCCCUGCUCUAAACAGUAAAACAAAAUCCUUAAGUCGGGUUAUGGCGGAGUGUAGUUUUUUUGACUGCACUAAUAGUUCGUAAACACCACACAGGAAGUAGGAAAAGAACUACAUUUCCUAUCUGCCCUGGCUGUCACAGGCUAAUAGCACCAGCUGCUUUCCAUUGCCCUAAUGAGUGAUUCUACUGCUGCAACGAGACCAAAUACAAUGAAAGAAUAAAGGUUAGGAAGUGAAAGUGAAAGUCAGUCUCCAUUUUGUGUCGAGGGGAAAAUACACCAUUUCAGGAGUAAAAACACAGGUUUGAUUUAACACACCGAUGUUGGAGUGAAGUAAACGUGUGUCCUGCUGUAAUCUGGAGAAGGAGACAUGACCUCCAACAUGAGUGUGUCUGGAAAACAGGACUUAAAGAGAGACGAGAGAAUGAUGGAGGGAAAGAGAUCAGACUCACCAGAACCCAGCUGUGUGUCCAUGAAGAGUGACCAAUCAAUGGGUCGUCCAAUUUACUUCAGAGACGGAGCCAGUUCUCCUGAUGUGAGACCACAACAGAAGAAAUCAAACCUCAGCAGAAAUCAGCUGGACUCCAUAUUCAAGGAGCUGGAACACAAAGUCAUCUCUCUGAUAAAGAAUGAGCUGAAGAGGUUUAGGAAGCUCCUGAGUCCAGAUUACCCAGCAUGCACUGAGAGGGAGGUGCAGGAUGAGGAGGAUCUGCACAGUGUCAGAGACGGAGCGCUGAAUAUCACACUGCACGUCCUGAAGAACAUGAACCACACAGAUCUCGCUAACACACUGCACAACAAGUCUGUGGCCUCUGUGUAUCAGCCAAAGCUGAAAUCCAGCCUGAGAGAGAAGUUUAAAAGAAUUAAUGAAGGAAUCUCACAGCAUGGAAGCUCAGCACUUCUGAAUGAGAUCUACACAGAGCUCUACAUCACAGAGGGUUGGAGUGGAGACGUCAAUAAUGAACAUGAGGUGAGACAGAUUGAGACAGUGUCCAGGAGACCAGCAGCACAGGAGACACCCAUCAAAUGUAAUGAUCUCUUUAAAGACAAGUCCAUCAGAAGAGUGCUGACUAAAGGAGUUGCUGGAAUUGGAAAAACAGUCUCUGUGCAGAAGUUCAUUCUGGACUGGGCUGAAGGAAAAGCAAAUCAGGACGUCACCUUCAUGUUUCCACUUCCCUUUAGAGAGCUGAAUCUGAUGAAGCAGAAACAUCUCAGUCUGAUGGAUCUUCUUCAUCACUUUUUCCCUGAAAUGAGAAAACUACAAUUAAUAGACUCCUACAAAGUGCUGUUGAUCUUUGAUGGUCUGGAUGAGUGUCGACUUCCUCUAAAUUUCCAGAAGAAUGAGAGACUGUGUGAUGUGACAGAGUCAGCCUCAGUGGACGUGCUGCUGACGAACCUCAUCAAGGGGAAUCUGCUUCCCUCUGCUCUCCUCUGGAUCACCUCUCGACCAGGAGCAGCCAAUCAGAUCCCUCCUGAGUGUGUAGACCAGGUAACAGAGGUACGAGGGUUCAGUGAUCCUCAGAAAGAGGAGUACUUCAGGAAGAGGAUCAGUGAUCAGGGCCUGGCCGAUAAAAUCAUCUCACACAUGAAGUCUUCAAGAAGCCUCCACAUCAUGUGCCACAUCCCAGUAUUCUGCUGGAUCUCAGCCACUGUUCUAGAGAGAAUGUUGGGUGAAGCAGAGAGUGGAGAGAUCCCCAAGACUCUGACUCAAAUGUUCACACACUUCCUGAUCUUUCAGAUCAAACACAAGGACCAAAAGUACCAUCAGAAAUGUGACCCUGAUCCUCAGCAGACCAGAGAGAGUAUCCUGGCACUGGGAAAACUGGCUUUCCAACAGCUGGAGAAAGGAAACCUGAUCUUCUAUGAGGAAGACCUGAGAGAGUGUGGCAUUGAUGUGAGAGAAGCGUCAGUGUACUCAGGAGUGUGUACCCAAAUCUUCAGAGAGGAGUUUGGGCUUCACCUGGGGAAGGUGUUCAGCUUUGUACAUCUGAGUGUUCAGGAGUUUCUGGCUGCUUUAUAUGCAUUUUUCUGCUUUAUUUUUAGAAAGACAAAUGUGUUAGUGGAGCAAAGCACUGGACGUUCUAAUUUCUUCAGAAAGUCAGACAUGUCUGAUCUCCUCAGGAGUGCAGUGGACAAGGCCUUACAGAGUGAGAACGGACACCUGGACCUGUUCCUCCGCUUCCUUCUGGGUCUCUCACUGGAGUCCAAUCAGACUCUCUUACGAGGCUUAAUGCCACAGACAGGAAGCAGCUCUCACAGCACACAGGAAACAGUCGAGUACAUCAAGGAGAAGAUCAGGGAGAAUCCAUCUCCAGAGAAAUCCAUCAAUCUGUUCCACUGUCUGAAUGAACUGAAUGAUCAUUCUCUAGUGCAGGAAGUACAGACUUACCUGAACAUAGGAGGCUACAGUCGUCUCAGUGGAACCAGACUCUCUCCUGCUCAGUGGUCAGCUCUGGUGUUUGUGUUACUGAACUCAGAUCAGGAGCUGGAUGAGUUUAAUUUGAGGAAAUAUGACCCAUCAGAGGAAUGUCUUCUGAAGCUGCUGCCAGUGGUCAAAGACUCCAGAAGAGCUGAGCUGUGUGUGUGUAAUCUGACAGAGGAAAGCUGUAGAGUUCUGUCCUCAGUUCUCAGAUCAAACUCCUCCAGACUGAGAGAACUGAACCUGAGUCUCAAUAACCUGCAGGAUUCAGGAGUGAAGCUGCUCUCUGCUGGACUGGAGAACCCACACUGUACACUGGAGAUACUGAGGCUGUGUUGGUGUGAUCUGACAGAGGAAAGCUGUAGAGUUCUGUCCUCAGUUCUCAGAUCAAACUCCUCCAGACUGAGAGAACUGGACCUGAGUGGCAAUAACCUGCAGGAUUCAGGAGUGAAGCUGCUCUCUGCUGGACUGGAGAAUCCACACUGUACACUGGAGAUACUGAGGAUGUGUGACUGCAGGAUUACAGAUGAAGGUUGUGCUGCUCUGGCUUCUGCUCUGAGGUCAAACUCCUCAUCACACCUGAGAGAACUGGAUCUGUUCGGUAAUAAUCCAGGAGAAUCAGGAGUGAAGCUGCUCUCUGAUCUACUGAAGGAUCCACACUGUAACCUGGAGACACUACACAUUAAGGGUAAUAAACUCACCAGGACUGGCGUAUGACAGGAGUCUCACCUCAAACCUCUUCUCCAGGAUAAAGCAGUCUUGGUGAAGAGUUAGAACCCGUCCCACAUUUCCAGCAGUUUGGGAGCUGAAUCAUUAAACUUAAAGGGGCAGAGCAGAAACAAAGUCAAGAACAGGCAGAAGGUCGUACACAGGAGAAAUCAACACACGUAACCAAAUAUCUGCUGUACAAAGCAACGGCACCGAUCUGCCCCGGGGAUGGAGACCGACGAGGCUUAAAUACACGUCCGGAAAUGUACAGCCAACUCAUCCCAAAGGCGGGAGCAGGCGUGUACGAGAUGUGAUCGUCCAAUGGCAAGCAGGAACAUGACGCAUUGCACUGGACUGGGCUUAAAAGAGGAGGAGACAAGACACCCAUCCCUCCCCCGACAUAGACAGAUGGAACAUAGUACAAACAGAAAUACAACUGAGGACGUAACAAUGGUCAAGUAUCAAAUAAAAUGUAAACUUGCAUUGAUGAAGGUAAUGUUGUUACUAAUUGUUUAUAAAUUACCAUGGUAACACAGAGCUCCAAGGUAUAAAAAUAUGGAGUUUGUCAUCAAUCAAACAGUAACCAGUUUUAAUACCUAAAAAAGUUUACGUAGCAAAAUUUAGCAAAGCGCUUUACAGUAAAUUAAAAUGUAAAAUUAAACUAAUGAAAUGUUGUGCAGCACAUGCUUAUGUUAAUGUUUGUUACAUUAUAUGAUCAUAUAAAUAAAUAAAUACUCCCAAAGUCA